Molecule: messenger RNA, 4157 nt
Organism: Vitis vinifera (wine grape)
Lineage: Eukaryota; Viridiplantae; Streptophyta; Magnoliopsida; Vitales; Vitaceae
Product: disease resistance protein RPM1
Exons: 10
Coding region: 194-4021 (1275 amino acids)
Biological process (GO): defense response to other organism
Molecular function (GO): ADP binding
Source: RefSeq, a predicted model, not a curated record
GGAAAGGAGUCUUUAACCCAUAAUUUACUCGUCUCCACAGAAGAACAAAAAGAAAAGAACGAGGGAGAAAGGAGGGGGAAGGACAAAAAGAAAAGAGGGAGAAAGGAGGGGGAAGGUAGACGCGUAUCUGCCUCCUCAUGAUCUCUAUUUAAGUAGAUAGACCAGCAAGAUGCGUUGAAAUGAGAGGAGAGAAAUGGCGGCAGAGGGUACAGUGACCUUUCUACUCGACAAGCUUGUUCCCUUACUGAAAUUGGGAUCAAAGCUUUUGAAAGAUGUUCAUAAAGAAGUUGACUACAUCGUGAGCGAAUUGGAGCGCAUCAAGGCCUUCCUCAGGUUUGCAGAUGCAAGGGAGGAGACUGACCCAGAGUUGAAAGUCUGGGUUAAACAAGUGAGAGAAGUUGCUGACGAAAUGGAAGAUGUUGUCGAUGAAUUCAGGCUUUGCCCUCCCCCGCAUCAUGGCCAUGGACUUUUGGGUUCUAUACAGAAGAUUGCUCGCUUCAGCAAGGACUUCAAGGCCCAGAAUCAGCUUGUGUCACGAAUACAAGGCAUAAAAUCCAAAGUGCAAAAUAUAUCUGAAGGGCAUGAGAGAUACCGUGGCAAGUUUGACGGCAUUGAGCAAGGAUUCGGCCAUGGAGCUUCAACAAACACUUGGUAUGAUUCUCGGGGGGAUGCACUCCUCGUAGAGGAAUCUGAACUUGUGGGCAUCGACAAGCCCAAGCAAAAGCUGAUCGGAAUGCUUUUGGACGAUGUAUCCAGAACCAAAGUAGUUUCAGUGGUUGGCAUGGGAGGGUUGGGCAAAACAACCCUGGUGAAAAAGGUGUACGAUGAUGUGAAAGUGGAGAAAUCUUUCCAACACCAUGCUUGGAUCACUGUUUCGAGCUCGAAGAUUGAGGAUCUCCUACGAGACUUGAUUCAGCAACUUUUUGAGGAAGGGGGGAAACCAGUCCCUCAAGGAAUAGGCACCUUGAACGCUGACAGGUUGAAAGCUCUGCUCAAUUAUUUUUUGCGGCAAAAGAAGUAUAUUAUUAUCCUUGACAACGUGUGGAGGAUAUUCAUGUGGGAAUCUGUGAAAUAUGCAUUUCCAAACAGCAGGCGUGGUAGUCGGAUACUAGUCACUACACGCAACUCGGAUAUAGCUGGCGGUUCCUGCGUAGAAUCGGAUGGUGAUGUCUUUCCUUUGAAUCCCUUACCCCCAACAGAGUCUUGGACUCUGUUUUGCCGCAAGGCGUUCCGGAGAAACGCUUGCCCUCCACAUUUGAACAAGCUCUCUCAAGGUAUCUUGAAGAGAUGCGAGGGUCUGUCGCUGGCAAUAGUAGCAAUCGGCGGUGUUCUGGCUACAAAAGACCAGAAUCGCAAUGUCCGGCCGAGUGAGGGAGAGAUACUGGAGGCUACCAACCACUGUUUGAUACUCGGUCGGAUCGGCAAUGUAUUUGCGUUGACUGAGGAAAAGACCAUUGGUGUGGGAGGUAACUUCCACUCCAAGGAAAUAAAGAAUGGUGCCAUGGUUAUUGAAGAUGAACAAGGAGGUAUCGGCAAUGGAAUUGAUGAAGCCAAAUUGGAGAAGAAAUUGGCGCAACUCAUGAUACCAGGCUCUGGUGUAGGUGUGGCACAGGUGGUAUUAUUUUGGCUUGGGUCUUGGGAUUGGCUUGGUGCGGUAGGAGUGAGCAGACUUGAUGGGGGAGCAGAGCCGACAUUCACGGAUGGUGUGGCCACGACUGGUAAAGUGAUAGAGCACCAUUCAGAGAUGGUGGAUGAAGUGGCGCGAGGAAGAGAAAGUAAAGGAAUGAGAGGGAGUGGUAAGAGAGGUGGAACCAGUGUGAGAUAUGGGGAGACCAGAGCCAUCGCCGAUCAUAAUUUCAUCUGUGCCAUCAAAAGGACUGUGGAGAACAAGAUUGUGGAGCUGGUGGUCGAGAUUGUGAUGAAUUGCCGGGACGAGAAGGUGGCUGCACCUGCGGAAACUGUUGUCGGAAAAGAGGACAGCGGGAGACUACAUGACCUUGAGUACUGCACCAUUGGCAGCGACCAAGGAAUGGAAGAGCAGGAGAACGGUUGUCGCGGGGAGCCGAGGAGUGCGAUUGGUGACAGACCAUGGAGUGAAGCGAACAUUGAUGGCAUGAGCAGAUGCCGAGAUGGUGGAAUCACGACCGUUGACAACAUCAAUGAUGGACUGAUAAUUUUCAUCAAGGCCUUCAAGUACUUUUUCAAUCAGAUCUUCUUGGUCAAGAGGCUUACCAAGAGCAGCAAGUUCAUCGGCCCGGGUUUUAAUGGACUGCAUGUAGUCUGUAAUGGACUGAGAACCUUUGGUGAUGUUUUUAAGAUGGUCUUUGAGUUGCUUGAUAUGGCCACGAGAUGGGCGAGCAUAGGUGUUGGCCAAUAUUUGCCAGGCUUCAUAAGAGUAUCAAAUCGGAUGGAUGAAUGGGAUAUUGUUGACCGCAGCCUCAGUUCUGAAUUGGAAAGCAAUGACAAACUUGAGAGAGUGAACAAAAUACUCUCUCUUGGCUACAAUGAUUUACCUUAUUACUUGAAGCAUUGUUUCUUGUAUCUCAGCAUUUUUCCGGAGGAUCAUCUCAUCGAACAUAAGAGAUUGAUCCGGCUGUGGAUUGCAGAAGGAUUUGUGGUACCACAAGAGGGUAAGAUGCCAGAAGAGGUUGCUGAAAGUUACCUCCGUGAUCUGACCAACAGGUGCCUGAUCCAAGUUGCUCAAAGGGACGUCGAUGGCCGCAUCAAAACAUAUCGGAUCCAUGAUCUUAUCCGUCAGAUUAUCAUUUCAAAGUCCAGAGACCAGGAUUUUGUGACAAUAAUUCGUGAAAAUAAUACAGCGACGCCCAACAAAGCUCGACACCUGUCAGCUCGUGGUACCUUGGAGACAUGUACAAGACAAGAGUUUCCCGGGGUACGUUCUCUUCUCAUUUUUGGGGUAGAUUCAGUAUCCAAGUCAUGUAUGUCAGCACUUUUUAGCGGCGACAGAUUUGGUCUACUCAGAGUGUUAGAUCUGAGAGGACUGCCUUUGGAGAAGUUCCCAGAAGGAGUUGUCAACUUAUUCCAUCUGAGGUAUCUAAGCUUGAGGGGAACCAAGGUGGAUAUACUUCCAAGCUCAAUUGGGAAGCUGCCAUACCUAGAGACACUGGAUCUGAAACAAACAAAAGUCUCCAAGCUGCCUGCUGAGAUCCAAAAGCUCCAAAACUUGCGCCAUCUUUUACUGUACCGUUGUGUCAUUGUAUCGUAUGUAACUUUUCACAGUAAAGAAGGGUUUUUGAUGCCAGAGAGGAUAGGAGACUUGCAAUUCUUACAAAAGCUAUGCUUUGUGGAGCCAGAACAAGGCGGACAUACAUUGACCGAGCUGGGGAAGCUGAGUCAACUGAGGAAGUUGGGCAUUAUAAAGUUGAGAAAAGAAGAUGGAAGGAGUUUGUGCUCUUCCAUUGAAAAGAUGAAAAACCUCGGCUCUUUAGAUGUGACUUCACUUAAAGAGGAAGAAAUAAUUGAUCUCAACCAUCUGUCGUCACCCCCAUUGCUCCUUAAAGGCUUAUACUUGAAAGGUCGUUUAGAGGACUUACCAGGUUGGAUACCUACCCUUGACAACCUUAGCAAAAUAAGUUUAAGAUGGAGUAGGUUGAAGAAUAAUCCACUAGAAGCUCUCCAAGCUUUGCCCAAUCUAGUGCAACUUCAACUCCUUCACGCUUACGAAGGAGAAGCAUUGUGUUUCAAGGCUGGGGGAUUCCAAAAGCUCAAGUCCCUCAAGCUUGAUAGGCUGGAGGAACUGAGAAAAGUGAGCGUGGAAUGGGGAGCCUUGACUUGUCUCCAAGAGUUGAGCAUCCUACGCUGUCAAGCAUUGAAGCAACUGCCCUUUGGCAUUCAGUACCUCUCCCAACUCCAGCAGCUUUGUUUCUAUGACAUGCCCGAUGAAUUCGCCAGAACACUCCUGCGAGCGGAACAAGGUUAUGAUUAUUGGAAAAUUAAGCACAUCCCCAAAGUCUUCUUCAUCUACAGCGAGAAUGGUCGUUGGUCAUUUUAUCAUCUUUAGUUGGGCAUUCAUUCUUCCACUGGCGCCAAGCCAUCCUGUUUCUAGCAGUCAUGUUAAGAGUAAUGUAGAUGUACUUGAAAGUUAAUGUAAUGUUUUCAUUGAUUUACCAUAAGAGCUCCAUUUCAUACUAGCCCUC